This is a messenger RNA of Branchiostoma belcheri (Belcher's lancelet), 2076 nucleotides long. RefSeq names its product polycystic kidney disease 2-like 2 protein. Gene Ontology annotation, molecular function: calcium channel activity; calcium ion binding. The record is from RefSeq and is a predicted model, not a curated record. Gene Ontology annotation, biological process: detection of mechanical stimulus. The coding region runs from base 1 to 2076 and encodes 691 amino acids. Gene Ontology annotation, cellular component: membrane. Lineage: Eukaryota; Metazoa; Chordata; Leptocardii; Amphioxiformes; Branchiostomatidae. The transcript is spliced from 7 exons.
AUGGACUGCCAAGUUGAGGCGGAAGAGAAAGAUGCUGAGCAAAGUGGCGAGGAACUCGCUAGGAAGAAGAUUGGGCUCCCGCCAUGGUGUAUCUACAUCGCCUGGUUCCUAGCCUUCGUUGUGUCGUUUGUGUCGUCGUUCUUCGUGGUGCUGUACAGCAUUGAGUGGGGCUACAAGAGGUCGGAGGAGUGGUUCAGUGCAUUUGCGAUGUCUUUCUUCCAGUCGGCCUUCGUCGUUGAGCCAGCAAAGAAACUACCGAAGGAGAACAAGGUCCGCCUGGCGACCGCCCGGAGCCACCGUGAGAAGCAGAUCCGCAUGAACCGGAUCAUCUACGAGACUCUGUCCCUCCUGGCCUUCGUCAUCGUGCUCAUCGUGGUGACGGAAGUGGACCGGGACCAGAACGCCUUCUACUUGGACAAGUCCCUACGGGGGACUUUCGUGUCAGGAAUGGACAAGGUGAAGACAGCGCAGGACUUCUGGAAGUGGACCGAGGCUGUCCUGCUGCCUGGCGUGUACUUCAACACCUGGUAUAACGGCGCUGUGGGGACUCGGGCGGACCGGCUACAUCUGCACCACUCCACCGCGUACCGGUUCCAGCCGCCCCGCCUCCGCCAGAUCAGGAUCAAACCCGGUCAUUGCGUGAAGGAUGACUCCAUCAAAUCUCCCAAGUGCAUCUCCGAAUUUUCAUGGAACAUCCAAGAAUCGGGCGACUUCUCAGCCGGAUGGAGGCCCCGAGAUCCGGAGGACAACUCUACGGGACCAUGGUCUUUCCGCCCCGCCUACCAACUGAAGGGUCUACCGGCGUUUGGACAACUUUCGUCCUACCCUGGUGGUGGCUACGUAUCUGUCAUGGGGAAGUCCAAGACUUCGACGAUGAAAAAGAUUGAGGUACUGAAGAACAAUACCUGGAUCGACCGAUACACACGGGCUGUCAUGGUGGAGUUCACUGUGUACGCGGAGGGAACCAACCUACUGAGUUCGGUGAACUUGAUGUUCGAGCUCAGUACGACAGGAGCGUUCUUUCCUCACUCGACAAUCGCAACAUACCGCCUCUUCAACUACGAAGGAAGCCGUGGGAUCGUGGUGUUGGUGUUCCAGAUGCUUUUCGUGACUCUGCUAGUGUACGUGGCCAUAAGAGAAUUUGAGAAGGCGAAGAAACUUAAAGGAAAGUACCUCCAAGACUCCUGGAACUUUUUGGAGAUCGCCACCAUAGUCGGCGGGUUCGUGGCUGUUGUGAUGUACGGGGUUCGGGAGGCGUUCUCUCAGGCGGCUUUGACGGAGAUCAAGAACAGCCGCUACACUGACGAAGACGUGUUUGUAAACUUCCAACACAUUGCCUACUGGGACGCGAUCUACCAUUACGUCGUGGACUUCGUGGUUUUCAUCAACAUCAUCAAAUUCGUCCGUCUGCUCCGCUACAGCCGACGUAUGUGCGUCAUGGUCACAGUUCUGUCCACCAUGCGCACAGAGAUCCUCAUGUUCUUCAUUCUCCUCCUCUUCCUCUUCCUUUCUUUUGCUCAGUUGCAGCAUCUUCUCUUAGGAUCUCACGUAGCAGGUUUCAGGUCUGUUGGGCAGUCCUUUGUGCAUCUUUUUCCCUCGCUGCUUCGCCGGUACAACCUGGAGGAAAUUCUGGAAGCUGAGAUCAUCAGCGUUGCUUUCUUCGCCGUCUUUUUUGCCGCUUCUUUUCUGAUGCUUGUCAACCUUUUGCUAAGCAUCAUGAGGAGAGCAAUCACCAUAGUGAAACGACAGAUAAAACUGGAGCAGUCGCGUGAUCUGGAGAUGGCUGAGUUCAUCAGGAACAACAUUCUCUCCUGGCUGCCACUCGUAGACAAACUAUCGCCACCGACACCGGAGGAAGGCCCGAAGUACGUCGACCAGGGGACAUCCUGUGACCUGAUUGACCUUGACCUUGACCUCUUGGCUGCCGCUGAACUUGACUACGUCAUCGUGAAACUCGACCAACUUUUCCCAGAAGCUUCCAGAGUCAAGGCAAGUGGAGACUGUGGCGACAGCGAGCAGGAUGUGGAAAGUGUCAAAGCUGAGAAGAAAGUUGUGAUGGUUGAUAGUUGCAAUUAG